CAUCAAUCAGUCGAGUCGUGUUUCUCUGUACGUACGCACCACAGCCGCAUCCGAGUGAUACCAGAGAUAGCAGCCAGCAAGAAGCAUAUAAAUUUAUUAACGAACACGGCUUAUGGGCAAAUGAUGAAAGCCCGACAAACGGAGAGCAUCCACAGCAGCAGCAAAUAGUAGCAAAUUGCAGUAAAGGAAAACCCCAGAGAAGGAGGCAAAGAGAGUCGAGAGAACGAGAGCGAUAGGAGGAGAACUUUGUGCGAGUAUAAUAAAUGUUCUGGUUGCCGUUCGUGAUGAAAUUAUUUAUGAAAAAUAAAUGGAAUAUGUUGCUCUUGACGGUGAUGGCGAUGGUCGUGGUGCUGCCACCGUUGGGGGCGGCUCGAGCGACUUCCGACCCUGACACGGCCACGAAUGCAACAUGCAAACACGCCACGGACAUGUGGGGAGAUCCGAAUCCCAACUUAUUCUACGUAUGCUCCGCGGACGGACAGCAGCCGCUGCAGCUGCAGUGCCCGCAGGGACGUGGAUUUUUCAACGGACUCGGAUAUUUGGGCUGUUUACCCUACGACCACUGGCCGGCCUGUCAGUUGGCCACGGACGCAACGGCAACGGCAACGGCGACGACGACAGCGGCAGCGACAGCGGCUGGCUGUGACAGCGAUAGCGAGCACUUUACACAGCCCUGGCCUGCUCCGGAUCCCAAUCAAUUCUACAUGUGCCCAGCCACGGCGGCCACACCGCUGCUCCUCAACUGCGCACACGGCAAGGGCUUCGUGGCCACCUCGGAUGCUGUGGGCUGUGCGGAUUGGACUGUGUGGCGACGCGAGAUGCAGUGCGAGGACUACUAUUGAGCAGCCUCCGCGAAAUAUGUAUGCUUAUAUCCCUGACAGCCUACAGGCAAUAAUCAUCCUUGUGCUGGCAAAUAUUCGACUCGAAUCUUAAUUUAUUGGGCACAUCUCUUGGACACACCUCUGUACAUAUACCAAGCGCUGAAAGACAUGCCAU
Drosophila subobscura is the source of this 996-nucleotide messenger RNA. RefSeq lists its product as uncharacterized. The record is from RefSeq and is a predicted model, not a curated record. The coding region runs from base 264 to 842 and encodes 192 amino acids. The transcript has a single exon. NCBI's taxonomy places the organism in Eukaryota, Metazoa, Arthropoda, Insecta, Diptera, Drosophilidae.